Messenger RNA from Volvox carteri f. nagariensis, 2538 nucleotides. RefSeq lists its product as uncharacterized. NCBI's taxonomy places the organism in Eukaryota, Viridiplantae, Chlorophyta, Chlorophyceae, Chlamydomonadales, Volvocaceae. Gene Ontology annotation, cellular component: nucleolus; 90S preribosome; small-subunit processome. The transcript has 20 exons. The record is from RefSeq and is a predicted model, not a curated record. Gene Ontology annotation, molecular function: U3 snoRNA binding; protein binding. Gene Ontology annotation, biological process: endonucleolytic cleavage to generate mature 5'-end of SSU-rRNA from (SSU-rRNA, 5.8S rRNA, LSU-rRNA); endonucleolytic cleavage in 5'-ETS of tricistronic rRNA transcript (SSU-rRNA, 5.8S rRNA, LSU-rRNA). The annotation marks the transcript as partial.
AUGCCGGCAGCGGCGGAACAACUGCAGCUAAAGGCCACAUACCGGCCGACAGCUAAGCUGCAAGUAUUUUACACGGGAGGUGCCGCUCGGCUCACGCGGGAUGGAAAGCUGCUGGCAUGCUCGUGCUCCGAUGAAGUCAAGAUUGUGGAGUUUACCACGGGAGCUGUCCUUCGUUCCAUCAAGCCGGACGGUGAGGCGGUUACCGCGCUGGCCGUCAGCCCGGACUGUCGUACACUGGUCGUCGCGACGCGUUCUCUUUAUGUCCGUGUGUACGACAUGACGACCGGCGCACAGCUGCGGAACUGGAGGGGACAUAAGGCCCCGGUGGCAGAUCUUGCCAUCGACGCUUCGGGAGGCUACGUGGCUACGGCCUCCGCGGAUCGCUCUGUCAAGGUUUGGGACAUUGCGGGUGGGUUUUGCACGCAUCACUUCCCCGGGGGUCACGGCGGGGUGGUGCUGCGGGCCAUGUUCCACCCCAAGAACCUGCAGCUCUUCACGGCGGGGGAUGACGGCUCCGUGAGGGUGUGGGAUCUGGUGGACAAGAGCUGCGUGUACGACCUGAAGUCCCACUUCAGCGCGGUCACCUCUCUGGCUUUGUCCCCGGACGGCUGGCUGCUGCUGACCGCGGGGAGGGACAAGGUGGUGGUGGUGUGGGACCUGCGCAGCGGCAGCAAGGUGGCCACCGUGCCUGUGUAUGAGGCGGUGGAGGGGUUGGUGGUGCUGCCGCUGGGGGCGCCCUUCCCUGGAGUGCCCAGACAUGCGGUGGACACCGCGGCGCUUAUCAAGGGCGCCAAGAAGGUGGUGCACUUCGCCACAGCCGGCGAGAAGGGCGCCAUCAAGUUGUGGCGUAGCGACACGGGUUCUUGCGUGAGCGAGGUGGCCCCGGAGGUGGCGGUGGCGGGCAGUGCCGCGUGCGAGCUGACCGACCUGGCGCUGCUGCCGGCGGGGGCGGCGGGGGCGGCCUCCGCGGGCUCGGCACUGGGGCCCGGGCUGCUGGCGGCCACUGCGGAUGCCAGACUGCUGUUCUACACCCCCCAGGACGUGGGGGGCAACCCCCGGCUGGUGCUGUCCAGGCAGCUGGUGGGGAACCAAGACCAGGUGACUGACCUGCGUUUCGUGGGACCACCUGCCGAGCCCUCCUUGCUGGCGGUGGCUACGAACAGCGAGACUGUACGACUAUACGGCAUUUCCAAUCUGAGCUGCGCCGCCUCUUUGGUGGGCCACCGGGACAUCGUGCUGUGUUUAGACGGAGGAGCCGCCACGGGGGCCCAUCCCCCGCUGCUGGCUAGUGGCUCUAAGGACCACGAGAUCCGCGUGUGGGAGGCCGCCAGUGGCCGCUGCCUGGGAGUGGGGGUGGGGCAUGUGGGGGCGGUCAACGGAGUGGCCAUGGCGCGGAAGAGCUCGCGGUUUCUGGUGUCCGUGGGAGCUGACAAGCUUAUCAAAGUGUGGGAUAUUGCUCCCGCAGCAGCGGCGACGGCGGUGGCGGCCACCGGGCCGCUACAGCUGCGCACGAUUGCGGCUGUAGCAGGCCACGAUAAGGAUAUCAAUGCAGUGGCGGUUGCACCUAACGACCAGUUGGUUGCAACUGCCAGCCAGGACCGGACAGUUCGCGUGUGGUCGUUACCGGAUCUGGUGCAGGUGAAGGUUUUGCGGGGUCACAAGCGCGGCGUGUGGACGGUGGAGUUUGCCCCUCUGGAGCGCGCACUACUGACGGCUUCAGGCGACAAGACCAUCAAGCUGUGGUCCCUGACUGACGGCAGCUGCAUGCGGACCCUGGAGGGGCACACCGCGUCAGUGCUGAGGGCCACCUUCCUGACCGGGGGAACACAGAUCCUGAGUGCGGGUGCGGACGGGCUGCUCAAGCUGUGGAACGUGGCCAGUGGGGAGUGCGUCAACACCUUUGACGAGCAUGAGGACAAGGUUUGGGCUCUUGCCGCUGGUGGCAGUCAAGAGGGGCUGGUGGCCACGGGGGGGGGUGAUGCCCUGGUGUGCUUGUGGGCUGACAGUACGGAGGCGGACGCGGCGGCGGCGGCUGCAGCGGAGGAGGAGCUCGCGGAGAGGGAGCAGGACCUUCAGAAUGCACUGGCGGACGCCAACUUUUCCAAGGCAGCCCGCCUGGCCUUCAGCCUCAAGCACCCCGGCCGCCUGCUGUCCAUCAUCACUCGCGCUGCCACAGCCACCGCCAACAUUAAUACCGACCCGCGGCUCACUUCCGCCGCCUCUACCUCCUCCGCGACUGCGGGCCCUCUGGGACACCUGUUAUCGGGCCUCGUGGGCGCCAUGUCCGAUGAGGACCUGCGCACCUCCCUGGAGUACGUCCGGGACUGGAACACCAAUGCCAAGCACUGCCAUGCGGCUCAGGCGCUGCUGGGGGCGGUGCUGAGGAUGCAUGGGCCGGACAAGCUGCUGGCAGUGCAGGGUCUGAGCGAGCUACUGCGGCAGAUCUCAGUGUACAGUGGCCGCCACCUCUCGCGUCUCGACCGGCUGGUUCGAUCCACGUACCUGGUGGACUUCACUCUGGAGUCCAUGGGUGUACUG